Cololabis saira (Pacific saury) is the source of this 2072-nucleotide messenger RNA. It is a transcript of the gene eif4a2, whose product is annotated as eukaryotic translation initiation factor 4A2. Gene Ontology annotation, cellular component: cytoplasmic stress granule. Bases 88 to 1323 code for a protein of 411 amino acids. Lineage: Eukaryota; Metazoa; Chordata; Actinopteri; Beloniformes; Belonidae. The record is from RefSeq and is a predicted model, not a curated record. Gene Ontology annotation, molecular function: ATP binding; translation initiation factor activity; RNA helicase activity. The transcript is spliced from 11 exons. Gene Ontology annotation, biological process: cytoplasmic translational initiation.
AUCCGUGAAUCCAGCGCGGCCUUAUAAAGGCAGGCGGCACCGCCAUCAGCGAUCUCUUCAGUCGCAUGCUGCAGUCGGGAACGGACCAUGUCUAGUGACUCUGCUGACUACAACAGCUCAAGAGAUAGAGACCAUGGGGGGCCAGAUGGGAUGGAGCCUGAUGGUAUCAUUGAGAGCAACUGGAAUGAGAUCACGGAUAAUUUCGACGAUAUGAACCUGAAAGAGACUCUUCUCAGGGGAAUAUACGCUUAUGGUUUUGAAAAGCCGUCUGCUAUUCAGCAGAGGGCCAUCAUCCCUUGCAUCAAAGGCAAUGACGUCAUUGCCCAAGCCCAGUCAGGCACUGGCAAGACGGCCACAUUUGCCAUCUCUAUCUUGCAGCAGCUGGACAUUGAGCAGAAGGAGACUCAGGCUCUGGUUUUGGCUCCUACCAGAGAGCUGGCUCAGCAGAUCCAGAAGGUAAUUUUGGCUCUGGGUGACUACAUGGGAGCAACCUGCCACGCGUGUAUCGGAGGGACUAAUCUCCGUAGUGAAAUUCAGAAGCUCCAGGCCGAGGCCCCUCACAUAGUGGUGGGCACACCUGGCCGUGUGUACGACAUGUUGAACAGGAGACAUCUCUCCCCAAAAUGGAUCAAGAUGUUUGUUCUUGAUGAAGCUGAUGAGAUGUUGAGUCGUGGGUUCAAGGAUCAAAUCUACGAGAUUUUCCAGAAGCUUAGCACAAAUAUUCAAGUGGUCCUGCUCUCUGCCACCAUGCCAGCUGACGUGUUGGAAGUGACUAAGAAAUUCAUGCGAGACCCCAUUCGCAUCUUGGUGAAGAAAGAGGAGCUUACCCUCGAGGGUAUCAAGCAGUUCUACAUCAAUGUGGAGCGAGAGGAAUGGAAGCUGGACACGCUUUGUGAUCUGUAUGAGACUCUGACCAUCACCCAGGCGGUCAUUUUCCUCAACACCCGCAGAAAAGUGGACUGGUUGACAGAGAAGAUGCAUGGUAGAGACUUCACCGUUUCUGCUCUGCAUGGUGACAUGGAUCAGAAGGAGCGAGACGUCAUUAUGAGAGAGUUCAGGUCCGGCUCAAGCAGAGUGUUGAUCACCACUGACCUUCUGGCUCGUGGGAUUGAUGUGCAGCAGGUUUCCCUGGUCAUCAACUAUGACCUUCCUACAAAUCGUGAGAAUUAUAUUCAUAGAAUCGGCCGCGGCGGCCGCUUUGGCAGAAAAGGAGUUGCUAUCAACUUUGUCACUGAGGAGGACAAGAGGAUUCUUCGAGACAUUGAGACAUUUUACAAUACAACUGUGGAGGAGAUGCCUAUGAAUGUGGCUGAUCUGAUUUGAACCCUGGUAUAUACACUUUUUUUUCUUUUUUUUACGCAGUGAUAGCGAUCGUCCACUUGCAUUGUGCUUAUUAUUCGAGGGGGAAAAUACUUCUCAAUGCUAAACUCUGUAUCAGGAUUUUGGUAUGCAUUAAAAGCGAGGAGACUUCUAUAGCGGUCCCUCUUGGACAGUUGUAGGUUCUAACUUGGUCGGCUGGCUGGUUGGAGCUACAGAGUUAUGGGGUCUGUAAAUGUUAAGAUCCUUAUCGGUUGUUUCUUUCCAUGUUCGAUUAAUAUGCGUGUAUUCAAUGUUCUUCACCAUUUAGUAAUUUACUUGUGGACUAAAAGGUAUAAGUGCUGUAUAAAGUCUGCACAUUAUGUUAUGCUAACAUAUGUGCGAUGUGUUGUGUGGCUGCUCAAUAGGCACUUAUGUUAAACUGUAGAUUCACUUUUUGUUUUGAGUGUUUAAUUUAAAUGUACCUUUUUAUCAAACUUGCUAUAUCAGAGUUCCUCACCGGUUGGCUAUAUUUUGCUGACGUGGUUUUAUCCUUAAAUAUAUUGCCGUCUCCCCUUACCCUCGAUUGACUUGAGAUUUCCCCCUCCCCAGAAUUGUAUGAAUGUCUUAAUAAACUUAUAUUGCUGUAAGUAAACUUAUUUUGUUGUGAAGUAUUGCACAUGUGUUGUAUUUGAGUUGUUGGUAGCUGCUUUUCUGAGUGAAGACCAGAUCUGCAAUUUUAUUGAAUGCCAUUAAAAAAGAAAACGUUUUUUGAA